Dibothriocephalus latus is the source of this 1632-nucleotide messenger RNA. The record is from the annotation of a GenBank genome assembly. NCBI's taxonomy places the organism in Eukaryota, Metazoa, Platyhelminthes, Cestoda, Diphyllobothriidea, Diphyllobothriidae.
AUGGAGCAGCCCCAGCAGCCCCAGCAGACAAAGAAGGCGAAUAAGAAGAAUAAGAAACCGACUAAACAACAAAAUUCGGCCACUGAAGAUGCCGUGAAGAAAACAGCAGAGGCUCUUGAGAAUGUAACCGUUGGGGAAGCCGGAGAUGACGUUUCCCAGGAAUUUUACGGAAAUUUGCCAAUGCAUCAGUCUCAGUCAAAGGAAGGGCCAACAUAUACCGAAAUUCGUGACUUGUUUGACAAAAAGUACCUUGAUAAGGAUGUUUGGAUACGUGGCCGCCUUCACAGGAGUCGUUCAAAGGGAAAACUGUGUUUCAUAAUUAUUCGUAGCAGGCAGUACCUUUUGCAAGUUGUCUUGUCAGUUGGAGAUAAAGUAUCACCGAAUAUGCUCAAGUUUGCGGCAGCGAUUACGAAGGAGUCGAUCAUCGAUGUGUUUGGAACCAUUAAAUCUACACCGUCGCUUGUCGAGGGUUGCUGUCCUGACAAUAUUGAAAUGCACCUUCAGAAAGUGUUUGUUGUCAGUGCAUCAGCGCCCGUACUUCCUCUGCAGAUUGAAGACGCUAUGCGGCCUGAAGACGAUGAGACCCUCAGUCGCGUAAACCAAGACACUCGACUUGACAACCGGUACAUUGAUCUCCGUACACCUGUGAAUCAGUCCAUUUACCGCGUUGAACAUGGUAUCGUCCACUUCUUUAUGGAGUAUCUUGACAAAAAUGGAUUUACCAAUAUUCACACUCCCAAAAUGAUCUCGGCUGCAUCGGAAGGUGGUGCCAAUGUCUUUAAGGUCUCUUACUUUAACGGCUCGGCUUUUCUGGCACAGUCUCCCCAGCUUUAUAAACAAAUGGCGAUUGCUGCCGAUUUCGAUCGGGUUUACACUGUUGGUGCCGUCUUCCGUGCUGAAGACUCAAAUACUCAUCGUCAUCUUACCGAGUUUGUGGGUCUCGACCUUGAAGUUGCCUUUAAGAAUCAUUACCAUGAGGUCGUUGACCUCAUAGCUGAUAUGUUUGUCCACAUGUUCAAAGGACUACAGCGCCAGUACGCGACUGACAUUGAAACAAUCUGCAAGCAAUAUAAAGCCGAACCGUUCAAAUUCCUGGAGCCAAGGCAAGUCACACUCGUAUUAGGCCCUUAUUUCGUAUGCCUUUUACCCGCUUCCCUUCGUCUCGAAUUCUCUGAGGGUAUAAAAAUGUUGAGAGAGGCCGGAUGGGAAGUUGGAGAUUACGAAGACCUGAGCACUCCGGCCGAGAAGUUUUUGGGCAAACUAGUGAAGGAGAAGUAUGAUACAGACUUCUACAUUCUUGACAAAUUCCCCUUGGCCAUCCGACCAUUCUACACUAUGCCCGACCCACAUAAUAAGAAUUACUCCAAUUCCUACGACUUCUUCAUGCGAGGUGAGGAGAUAAUGUCUGGUGCACAGCGGAUUCAUGAACCUGAGUUCCUCACGGAACGCGCCAAGGCCCACAAUAUAGACAUCUCUACGAUAAAGUCAUAUAUUGACUCCUUCCGAUAUGGCUGUCCUCCACACGCCGGUGGUGGCAUUGGUCUGGAACGUGUCGCAAUGCUGUUCCUUGGUUUGGACAACAUCAGGAAGACUUCAAUGUUCCCUCGUGACCCGAAGCGCCUCACUCCUUAA